AUGUCCCCAAAGAAGCCUGAGACGGCAGAAGUGAAUGUUUCGACUGUUGCCAUAAAACCAGUGGAACCUGUUGAUGAUACUAUAGUUAUAGAGAAAACUCCUUCCAAAUCUGGUGUUUUUCGAAGAUUAAAGAAGAGCGCUAGUGGUUCACGAAAAUCUUCAGAUGGUUUAUUAAAAUCUUCACCUUCAAAUGUUCGUAAACCACAACUUUCUCAUCAAGGAGUCAUUUUUCGUGAGGUUCCAGCUCCAGUUUCGCCUUUGUCAAAGAAACGUAGAGCUGAAGACAUGGCUAAACACAUUUAA
Molecule: messenger RNA, 303 nt
Organism: Lactuca virosa
Lineage: Eukaryota; Viridiplantae; Streptophyta; Magnoliopsida; Asterales; Asteraceae
Source: the annotation of a GenBank genome assembly